AGAGAGAAAGAGAAGUGGGCGUUAGCAGCAGCAAGAAUGGAGCUGACUUGAAGCACGAAACAGACCAAGACGCGCUAUGCGGCGACGCCUACUCGUCCCCCCCUCUAGCUCGUCCCUGCGACUUACCGAGGCGAAUCCUCUGGGUAACUACGAGGCGAAAUCUCCACCGGUUACGAGGCGAAGUCUCCCACCAGUUACGAGGCGAAAGUCUCCACCGGUUACGAGGCGAAGUCUCCCACCAGUUACGAGGCGAAAGUCUCCACCGGUUACGAGGCGAAGUCUCUUUCUCAAUCGCGAUGCGACGGGAUGCGACCACGAUGCGACGGGAUUGGUGGAUCCACGACCACGCGCAGACGAGUGCAGCGGGACCAACGGCUCCACGGCCCCGAAGAUGCAGCAGCAUCACGCCGACGCAUUCACACGCCGACACAUGCGCACGAAAACGGAAACAGAAGCACGAAAGAGAGUGCGUUAGUAGCAGCAAAAGAGAUGACUCAAGCAGCACGAAACGGACAGGAGACGCGCUAUGCGGCGGACGCCUAUUCACCCCCCCUCUUGGUAUUUCCUAACACUUACCGAGGCGAUUCUUGAGAGGAUCGUCGGAGGCGCAACGAUGGUAGGCGACGGCCGAUCGCCGGCGGCGCAACGAUCGUUGGCGACGGAACUAUCAUUUCCGCCUCAUCCCAACCACGGCAUAUGAAGCGACGCCACGUCUGUCACGGCGACGGUUGCGACGGACGUGAUGGCGGAGCAGCCAUCGCAGGCCGCCGUGCCAAAAGCUCAUCGGAGAAUAAGCAAACCCGGUUUUCAACACGGUCUCAACUUCAUCGCAACUCAAAUCAUUUGCAAAUAGUAAAUCUAUCAGAAGCAGCUCUAAAACGAUGUCAUCUCAAUACCCUAUUGGUCGAAAGGCGUCACGUGUGGCAAAAUGAUUUCGACUUCGAGCGACGGGCCAAUCAGUUGGAUGUUGAUAUCAACUCGGCGAACUUGUGGGUGGUAGCGGCCCUGUCGCGUUUUGCAUACUGUGAGAUUCAAUAGCAGCAAUCUUGUAAUACACCUCGCGAGAAGAUGGGGUUGUACAUGUUGCAUGUGUAAAAUAUGUCAUUGUAGGUUGUGUAUGUGUUGUGUAAUUGAGCCCAAUGUCU
This is a messenger RNA of Closterium sp. NIES-67, 1145 nucleotides long. The record is from the annotation of a GenBank genome assembly. Lineage: Eukaryota; Viridiplantae; Streptophyta; Zygnematophyceae; Desmidiales; Closteriaceae.